This is a messenger RNA of Budorcas taxicolor (takin), 870 nucleotides long. It is a transcript of the gene CHCHD2, whose product is annotated as coiled-coil-helix-coiled-coil-helix domain containing 2. The transcript has 4 exons. Gene Ontology annotation, molecular function: sequence-specific DNA binding. NCBI's taxonomy places the organism in Eukaryota, Metazoa, Chordata, Mammalia, Artiodactyla, Bovidae. Gene Ontology annotation, cellular component: mitochondrion; nucleus. The record is from RefSeq and is a predicted model, not a curated record. Gene Ontology annotation, biological process: mitochondrion organization; positive regulation of transcription by RNA polymerase II. The coding region runs from base 105 to 566 and encodes 153 amino acids.
GCUAAGACCAGCCCCGCCUCCCAACUUCCGCUCUCGCUCUUCGCAGAAUCCGUCAGGGUCUCCGAGGCUCCGGCUUGUGGACGUCGCUUAGGAGUGCAGUCAAGAUGCCUCGUGGAAGCCGAAGCCGCACUUCCCGCGUGGCCCCUCCUGCCAGCCGCGCGCCUCAGAUGAGAGCAGCGCCCAGGCCAGCGCCCGCAGCUCAGCCACCAGCAGUGGCUCCACCGUCUGCCGUCGGCUCCCCUGCUGCCGCUCCCCGGCAGCCAGGCCUGAUGGCCCAGAUGGCAACCACUGCUGCCGGUGUGGCUGUGGGUUCUGCCGUCGGCCACACUCUGGGUCACGCCAUCACUGGGGGCUUCAGUGGAGGAAGCAGUGCUGAACCCGCAAGGCCUGACAUCACUUACCAGGAGCCUCAGGGAACCCAGCCGGCACAACUGCAGCAGAAUGGCCCCUGCUUCUAUGAGGUGAAACAGUUUUUGGAGUGUGCCCAGAGCCAGGGUGACCUUAAACUUUGUGAGGGUUUCAGCGAGGUGCUGAAACAGUGCAGAUUGGCCAACGGAUUAGCUUAAUCAAGAAGUUCCAAUUGAAGACAUGAUAUGAAAAAUCACCUCUCGUGACCAUGUUGAUUUAGCCUUUAAAGUAUAAUUAGUAGUGAAGAUGUGAAGUGUGAGACCACCUGUUAAACCUCUCUUUAAUCAUUAAUAGCUUUUGUGCUUCACAAUUGCAGUGGAAGAGGGUAUUGUCACUAUAUAGAAGUUCAUUGAGAUGGUAUUGAGUUUGGGAUUGGGCAGAAGAGGCGGUUGUGGCCUCUUAAGCGUGCUUUUCUGAUGUUAUUGUUUGUGAAUUGAUUAGAAUAAAAUGAUUUUCUUUCUA